Messenger RNA from Sarcophilus harrisii (Tasmanian devil), 5487 nucleotides. It is a transcript of the gene ST6GAL1, whose product is annotated as ST6 beta-galactoside alpha-2,6-sialyltransferase 1. Gene Ontology annotation, molecular function: sialyltransferase activity. The record is from RefSeq and is a predicted model, not a curated record. The coding region runs from base 1791 to 3008 and encodes 405 amino acids. The transcript has 7 exons. Lineage: Eukaryota; Metazoa; Chordata; Mammalia; Dasyuromorphia; Dasyuridae.
GAGUUUGCCCACCGGGAGUCUUCUCUCCUGAAAUAAAUGGGCUUAUCCUUCCUCAUUAGAAACUUGAAAAACAAAACACGUAUUUUUAAGAAGGGAAGGAGGUUUUAGGGCUGUGUUGUGAAUGCUUGGUCUGUGAUGACUCAUGCUCAGGAGUAAAACAGCUGUGGGAAGAAAUGAGUCCUUGUUGACUGAACCUUCAGGUGAAGAGAAUGCUUGUCUACCCAGUUCCUCCCAGUACGCCGGCUGUUUCCCAAAUGGCCCUUUCUCUGGGCUAAAGAUGUUUUUCUCUCUCCUCUUAGUCUCCAGCAUUGUCUUCCUUCCUAGGGGCUCUCAAGGACGGGGGGCUUGGAGUAGAUAUGGCCCUCAGACAAUCGCACGUGUUCAGCCAAAAGAACUGCCUUCUCUGUGUGAUCUCAUGGCUCAGGUUGCCAAUGAUGAGAUCACAGUUUGUCUGGGCCUGUGGAACUUUGGUCCGUAACCUCCCAUCAGUUCUACGCGGGGGGUCCGUCCAGUACUGGAGGCCUUAUAGGCCAGGGAUACCAGUGGAGACCCCUCUCUUUUCUCAUGUGACUAGUCAUCCCUGCUUCCCGCCAUGCAUUGUUCUGAUGGCAGCUCAAUCUUUCUACCCUGCGGCUUGCUCACACCCACCAUGUGCUGCUAUAUUUUCUCCUCAUUUAUUAAGUGCCUACUAUUUAAUGCGGUUCAGCACACUAAGUUUGCUGUUGGAAUUGUUGGAGAUACACAGACCAAAAAAAACAAACUUUAAAACAACCAUUUCUGCCUGCAAAGGUCUUACAUUAGUCCCCAGGGAUGGGUGAGAGGGAACAAAACGUCAAUAGAAAAGAAAAUACAAAGUAAGAAACUUCAGGUGUAAGUCAUUAGCUUAUGGAAUAUUUGUACUUUGGAAGUUGGCAAACCCUACAAAUCGAAGUGCAAUUUAUUAUUUUGUUGAUCAUCUCAGACUCAUGAAAGUGAUGGAGAAAAUGUUAAUAAUGCAAGUUGAGUUCUAAAAUGUGUUGUGUGUACAUGUCAGCCCCAGAUGGUUAAAACGUAACCAGGUUGAACCAAUCCUCCCAGUGAGGGGUUCGUGGUGUGGUGGUGAUCCUGCUUCCUGCAGGAAGUGGUACCUAAGUUAAGGCUUGAAGAAAGCUGAGAAUUCUAAAAUGUCGAGGAGAGAGAGUUUGCCCUCCAGAUGUGGGAGCUGUCUUAUACAGAGGCAUGAAGGCACAAGAUGGUUUGAAGAGUUUGGGGAACAGCAAAUGGGCCCCUUUGGCUGAAAUACUGAAUAUGUGAAUGCACAGAAUGUCAAAUAAGUCUGAAAGGAGAAGGGUGGUAAAGCCAGAUUAUGAGUAACUCGAAACACUCAGUAAGAGGAAGCCAAUGCACACUCUUGGCUAGAACAACGGCAGGCUGAGGAUGGUCCUUGUAAGAAUAUUUGGGCAAUUAUUGUUGGGCACAUAGAAGAGAGCUUCUGAGAUCCCUUUCCUGCCUCUGGGAAGCUGAGAUUCUGGGAGUGUCCAGAAGAUACAAGCUGGGUAAAAGGUCUAGAACACCCGAGGCUGGUUCGGGGACCUUGGCUGUCAUUGGGCUGCGGCACGGUCUCUCACUGGACCCUGAGAUGCAUAGUCUGAGGCCUGGUCCUCCUCCACCAUUCAGAAGAACAGCUCUGCAGAAAAGCACCAACUGGCCAGUGAUGUGGGCCUGCUAGUAAUCGCUGAUGGAAGCUGUGAUCCUCACUACCAUCAGGAGUGAUUUCUUGUGCUGGGCCCAGGGACACUGUAUGCGUCAGUAUGGUCCAUAUCAACUUCUUCAAAAAGAUUAUAUAUGGGCUCCUGGCCUUUGUCCUCUUCCUCACCAUCUGUGUGUGGAACGAAUCGAAGAAAGGGUACUCGGUGUCCCUGAAACUGGAAUCAAAAAACUUCCAGCUGCCCAGGAACCUGCAAGUCCUGGCUCGGAAGCUGGGGCCCAAGCCCGUGUACGUGGCCACGAUGGCGGACUCUCCAAGGGGGAGCAGCGUGCCCGGUGGUGCCAAGGACAGGCCUCAGACCGAGAGGUACAACAGCAAGGUCUGGGACGAAGACAGCUCCUCCAAGAACCUCCCUCCCCGCUUGCAGAAGGUCAGGAAGAACUAUCUGCACAUGAACAAAUAUAACGUGACCUUCAGAGGGGAGCGUCAGCCCAAGAAGCUCAGUGAGGCGGCCUUGCUGUGUCAGCUUGCCAGUCGAGUGAAAGUCUCCAUGAUCGAGGCCACAGACUUCCCCUUCAACAGCUCCGAGUGGGCAAGCUCUCUGCCCCAGAAGAACAUCCGGGCCGCCUUUGGGCGCCUGGGCACAUGCGCCGUGGUGUCAUCCGCCGGCUCCCUAAAGUCUUCCAGCUUGGGCAAAGAAAUAGAUAGUCAUGAUGCUGUCAUGAGAUUUAAUGGAGCACCUACAAGAAAAUUUGAGCAGGAUGUAGGACAGAAGACAACCUUUCGCCUGGUCAACUCUCAGUUGGUGACUUCGGCCAAGCACAACUUUCUCCAGGACAGUUUAUACAAAGAAGGAACUUUAAUUGUGUGGGAUCCCUCUCCAUACCACUCAGAGGUCCCGGAGUGGUACAAGAAACCUGACUACAAUUUCUUUCAAAACUACAAGCAGUACCGCAAAGAGAACCCCGAUCAGCCCUUCUACAUCCUCAACCCCAAGAUGCCGUGGGAGCUUUGGGACAUCCUCCAGGAGAAUUCCCCGGAGGACAUCCAACCAAACCCCCCGUCCUCAGGGAUGCUCGGCAUUGUGAUCAUGAUGAGCUUCUGUGACAAGGUGGACAUUUAUGAAUUUUUGCCCUCAAAGCGCAAAACGGACAUCUGUUACUACUACCAGCGCUUCUUUGACAGCGCUUGCACCAUGGGGGCCUACCACCCCCUGCUAUUCGAGAAGAACAUGGUGAAGCACCUCAAUCAAGGGGCAGAUGAGGACAUUUACCUGAGGGGGAAGGUGACGGUGGCCGGCUUCCGGAGCGCCCGCUGCUAGGCCCGGGCUGGCUCCCGCCGCUUCGCCUUCACCUGCCCCUCCUCCUGCUGACCGGAAGGCCCUUCCUGAAGGGCAUGAGCUGCCCGGAAGCCUUCCCUCCACUGCCGCCCUUCUGGGGAAGCCCUUUCCUUCCCUUGGAGUCCUGUCGCUUCUGCCACAUCCAGCGGCCACAGGGAAGCUGGAAGCCAGUCAGGUAGAGCAGGCAGAGUCGGAGAAGAUGCUUCGCCCCUCCUGCAGCCGAGCUGAGGGAUUGUGGGAGCCCAAGGGCCAGCACAUCUACAGAGAGCCCUGCUCCAGCAGGCCCCUGCCAAGCUCAGGUGCAAGGCCCGCUUUCCUGGCCAGCUGCGGCCCUUCCUUCUCUACCCAACCCAGACCCGCUCAGGUGCCUGGUUGGGACAGCCUGGGGCAGAUCCACAGUGUGGGGAUUCGCACUCUCCCCCAGCAGACAGUUACGGAGUCCUUGGGGGCUUGGUAAGGUUUAUUAGCUAAACAUUAAGCCAAGAAAGCAGCUUCUUUUUUGGUCUCAAAUUUGUUCCUUUAGGGAAGUAAGCAGGUAGCAGUAUAACUUCCCACGUCCCUUGAUGGGAUCAUCAAGCCCCCCUGAGGAGGCUGUCUCCCACUUUGGAAGCUGAUCUCGGGCGGGCCCGGGCUAUUCUGGGACCAGGAGCUCUGGUUCCCCUAAGCUGUUCUCUGAGGUUGGGUCCCAGCUCUGCCUCUUUCGGGUUGGGGGAUGUCGGGCAGAUCACGGCAUCUCCCUGAGCCUCAGUUUUCCCAUCUGUAAAAUGGGGAUAAUAAAGCUACCUACCUCACAGGGUUGUUGUGGGGCUCCAAGGAGAGAAAUGUCUGUAAAGUGCUUACUAACUGUAAACUGUUCUCUGAAUGUGAAUGGAUCUUGUUAAUGGUUUGUUUUCCUGUAUAGUGAUUGCCCAUGUUCUCUCUCAGGGCUCCCACUGGAGAGAAGCGAUAUGUAUUUUUAAACUUGCAGUGUUUGGCUGAUACGGAGUCACAGUUCUUAGAACAGGUCUAGUCUAGGUGUUUGUCCCUGAGGUCUGCUGAUUCCCAGUGGAUUUCAAGCAGUCCGUGCCCUUGGAUGAGACAGAAAUGGCACCGUUCUUGUCCCUGAGCUCUGCUUGAAAUCGUGCAUUUCCUUUGAUUAUGAAUAUAGGCAAUAAAAUAAGAUUCCGAGAAGGGAUCCACAAGUUUCAUCAGACUUUCUAAGGCGUCCAUGACACAGAAAAAGCGAAGAACCCGAGUGCGGGCCCAGCCCUCCCCUUACCCAGCAUUCCAAGGGCGCUCCAGAGAGUUUACACCAUUUUUCCAAGUUUCCGCAGGCAGGAAAUAGUGAAGUCGCAAUUUACUUCCUGGUCUUCUGAUGCAGAUCCGGCUUGUUUUCUAAGGUGGGGGAGUCUUCGUCCAGGCUCCCCCAUCUGUGAGAGGAGAGAGAGCAGGAGAUGGGGAUGGUGUGCGUGCAGACCAAGUCAGGCAAGGCCGGGGAUGAGUCAGGUACAAGAGAGCUCACCGAAGAGUCACUAAAUGGAAUUACAAGUAACAAAUGCUCCCAGAAAAGUUCCCAGUCAUGGAGAGUGGGGAGGCUGGAUUAUAUUUGAUUUCUAAGCUUCUGUUUCUAUAACUCAGCCUCCCAUCCUCUUUUUUUUUCCCUCUGAGGCAGUUGGGGUUAAGUGAUUCCCAAAGUCACAAAGCCUCCAGCUCAGAUAGGAUAUAAAUUUUCUUUAAAAAAAAAAAAAAUGAAAGAAAGAGAGAGAAAAAGAAAGAAAGAAAAAGAGAGAGAAAAAGAAAGAAAGAAAGAAAGAAAGAAAGAAAGAAAGAAAGAAAGAAAGAAAGAAAGAAAGAAAGAAAGAAAGAAAGAAAGAAAGAAAGAAAAGAAAAGAAAAGAAAAGAGACAUCCUCUGAACUUUGAGCAUUUCCUACUCUGUUCUCUGACCCAUUGGCAAAAUAGUUCUGAUACUUGAUUCUGAGAUACAAAAUGCAACAAAAUGAGAUUAUCAAGGUAUUCAGUGGGCGUACUGAGAUAGCAGCUGUGUGAUGGUCAGAAACCAAACUUCCAGACAGAUGUUCUAGUUAAUUUAAGGAAGCUUCCUGAAGGGGUAAUAUUUUGAAGUCUAUGUUUUUCCUCUAUAUGGUGAAAUAAGGUGAAAUAAGAUUGAAAUAUAAUUUCUGCACUGUUGGUCUCUUGAGAUAGCUAAUGAUGACUUUAAAAUUUCCAUGACUUGAUGCUGUGGGCAGGUCUUGUUGUUGAAUAGUUUUUUUGUUUUAAUUCCCAAAUUGAAAUCUGUCAUCCCACAGCAUUAUCUGUCUGAUCCUUUCAACUAAUUAUGUAAGCUUCUAGGGUGGCUUAGAGUUGCAAUAGCAGACUCAGAAACUUCUGGGUUCCAGAAUUCCUGAGAAAGCUGUGGAAAUUAACUGGGAAUAGCCAAAGAAAUUGUACAAAUUUUAAUAAAUUUUGUUUUGUAAAAGUUGA